Plasmodium coatneyi is the source of this 1668-nucleotide messenger RNA. RefSeq names its product Pseudouridylate synthase 1. The transcript is spliced from 3 exons. Bases 1 to 1668 code for a protein of 555 amino acids. Gene Ontology annotation, cellular component: nucleus. Gene Ontology annotation, biological process: mRNA pseudouridine synthesis; tRNA pseudouridine synthesis. Gene Ontology annotation, molecular function: RNA binding; pseudouridine synthase activity. The record is from RefSeq and is a predicted model, not a curated record. NCBI's taxonomy places the organism in Eukaryota, Apicomplexa, Aconoidasida, Haemosporida, Plasmodiidae.
AUGAGCGAACCGAAGAAUGGAGCCCCCAAGAGGAUGAACAAUUAUCAGAAGAACAAGGAGAGGAUCAAGAGACUCAAGUUAGAGGGGGAGAAGAGACGCGCCGAGACGGGAGAAACACGCGAAAUAUUUGAAAAAUGCGAAAAAUACGUAACCCAUGAGAGGGGCGAGUCUGCCCCGAGUGGGAGAUCCCCCAAUUUGAAAAAGUACGCCCUGUGUAUUGGGUACGUGGGCACCAGGUACCAUGGGUGCCAAGGGCAGGGAAAAGACUGCAUGACCAUCGAAAACGAGAUCGAGAGGACCCUGAUAAAGAUGAACGCCGUGGGACAGCGGGGUGGCUGCAGGAAGGAUUUCAAUUUUUGCCAGUCGCGCUCUGCCAGGACGGACCUGGGGGUGCACGCCUUAUACAACGUAUUUGUGUACCAGGUGGACUUGGGCUGUGGGCAAGUGGGUGACGCAGCUGGGGGUGGCAACGCGGCAGGUGUUGCCCCCAAUGCAGACGCCACUACCCGGGAGGUUGCCACGAACAAUGCUACCACGAACAAUGCUACCACGAACAAUGCUACCACGAACAAUGCUACCACGAACAAUGCUACCACCGACGGUGCCACCCUAUCGGAACGGAAAGAAAAGGAGAAAAAGUUUGUGCAGCUGCUGAACGAGCACCUGCCCGAAGACAUACGCUGCUUUGAUAUGCACAGGGUGACGAAGAGCUUCGAUGCAAGGAAGUUCUGCUCGUUCCGAUUAUAUGAGUACCUCUUUCCUGUGUAUGUUCUAAGUGAGGUGACUGUGCGGGAUGAGUACAGGGAUGUGUUUGAUGAGGCGUUGGGUGUGAUCGACCGGCGCGUGGAUGAGCUUAAGAGGAGGAAGGGCAAAGGGGGGGGCCCAAAUGAAGUAGCUAAGCAGGAGGGUAAAGAUGAAGUGGCUGAAAAGAACGGUGGGGAUGACGUGGCUGAACAGAAGGGUGAACACGAACCGGCUGAGCAGAAGGAUGAAAAUGAAGUAGCUAAGCAAAACUGUGUGGAUGACGCGGUAAGACAAAUUAGCUGGGAAGACGUCCUCACCGUGAAGGAACAAAAAGAAGACCUGACGGAAGAAGAACUUAACGCCUUCUUUGAAAUCGUGCAAAGUUACGCAGGGUACCACAACUUUCACUGCUUUACAAAAAACAAAGUAGACCAAACGACCUUCCGGUUUAUCAAGUACUUAGAUGUAAGUACAGUCAACCUGUACAACUACAAUUUCGUGUCGGUGAAAAUUUUAGGUCAGUCUUUUCUAAUGCACCAAAUAAGAAAAAUGUUAACCUUGUCUGUGGAAACCUUUCGAAAAGCUACUUCUGUAAACUCCAUUUAUUACUGUCUGAAGUCGGGGGAUUAUGUGCCCAUUUCUUUGUUCCCCGCUGAGGGGCUGAUGCUCAUUUGCCCCUAUUUCAAUGCGUACAACGAGAAGGUGUGCAACCCCCCACAGAGCCCCCCAAUUUGCUUCGAGGAGACCGAGGAGGUUCUGAAGUUCAAGCGGGAUGUGGUCGCCAAGUGCAUCAUCGAAAGGAUGCGAAGUAACGUGUGGAAGGACUGGAUGCUGAAGAUGAACAAGCGCCCUUUUGUGUACCAUUUCAUGAGGGACAAGCUUGGCGAUGCGAAGCCAAGCUGUGAGCGGACCGACCAAAUAUGA